Messenger RNA from Adineta steineri, 1824 nucleotides. The record is from the annotation of a GenBank genome assembly. Lineage: Eukaryota; Metazoa; Rotifera; Eurotatoria; Adinetida; Adinetidae.
AUGGCUAUACUUAUGUUUAUCUUAAUAUUACUUCUAUUUAUUUUCACAUGCGCCUAUAAUCCUGGUACAUCAACGAAAAUAAAUAAUUCCAAUAUAACGAAAAUUUCUAAUGAACAACGUUAUCAACAUUAUCUAUAUUUUCCACGAUCGGAACGUUUACAAUAUCGUGAAAAAGCACGAGAAAUGUUUCAAUUUGGAUAUGACAAUUAUAUGAAAUAUGCAUUUCCACAAGAUGAACUCGAUCCAAUUCAUUGUCGAGGACGUGGACCUGAUAUUGAAAGACCUGAAAAUUAUAAUAUCAAUGAUGUUCUAGGAGAAUUUUCAUUGACAUUAAUCGAUAGUCUUGAUACACUUGCUGUGAUGGGAAAUGUUUCCGAAUUUCAACAUGCCAUUAAACUUGUUAUUGAUCAUGUACAUUUUGAUAGAAAUUCAACUAUACAAGUAUUUGAAGCAACAAUUCGUGUACUUGGUGCACUUCUUUCAGCACAUUUAUUAAUUGUUGAUCCAUUACAACCAUUUGGUAAUUUAACAAUACCAAAUUAUGAUAAUGAAUUACUUGACCUUGCUCAUGAUCUAGCAUCAAGAUUAUUACCUGCUUUUGAAAAAACUCCACAUGGUUUACCAUAUCCACGUGUAAAUUUAAUGACAGGAAUUGUUGAUGGAUCAAGAAAUGAUACAUCAACAGCAGGUGCUGGUUCACUUUCGUUAGAAUUUAGUAUUUUAAGUCGACUUGUCGGUGAUCCUGUUUAUGAACAAGUUGCACGAAGAGCUGUUAAAUCAUUAUGGGAUAAACGAAAUAAUGUUACAGGAUUAUUAGGCAGUGUGAUUGAUGUAAAUAGUGGUGAAUGGCUUGGUCAAUUAUCAGGUCUUGGUGCUGGUAUUGAUUCAUUUUUCGAAUACCUUUUAAAAAAUUAUAUUCUAUUCGGUGAUGAAGCUGAUUUACGAAUGUUUGACGAUGCCUAUGAAAGUGUUACGCAAUAUCUUCGUCGAGGUCGAGUGAAUUGUAUGGAUGAAGAUGGUAUUCAUCCAAUGUUUGUUAAUGUAAAUAUGCAUACGGGACAGUUAGCAACAACAUGGAUUGAUGCUUUACAAGCAUCAUUUUCUGCUGUACAAGUUUUACGUGGUGAUAUUGAUGAAGCAAUUUGUUUACAUGCACUUUAUUAUUCAAUAUGGAGAAAAUUUGGUGUUUUACCUGAACGUUUUAAUUGGCAAAUAAAAAUGCCUGAUGUUUUAUUUUAUCCAUUAAGACCAGAAUUUAUUGAAUCAACUUAUUUUCUAUAUCAAGCAACAAAAAAUCCAUUUUAUUUACAUGUUGGUCGAGAUAUUUUAGAUAAUUUAAAUACAUAUACAAGAGUCGAAUGUGGUUUUGCUACUGUACAUGAUGUUCGAGAUAAAACAUUAGAAGAUCGUAUGGAAUCAUUUUUCCUAAGUGAAACAUGCAAAUAUUUGUUUCUGUUAUUUGAUGAAGAAAAUUAUUUAAAUCAACAUGGUGCAAAUCAUUAUAUAUUUACAACAGAAGCACAUAUUAUACCUUUAAUGGCUAAAUUAAGAAAAAAAAUUAUAAAUUUCGAUGAAAUGACAUCUAUUAGUGAAAAUCAAGAGAAUGAAGGUGAUAAACCAACUCAUACAAGUGAACACGAAUUAAUAAAUGUCAAUAGAAAUAUUAUCAAAGUCGAAACAAAUCUUAUUCCAAUUAGAAAAAAACGAAUUAAUGAAACAAGUUGUCGAUCUCGCCCAAUGUCUGAUCGACAUCAACUACCACUCAGUGCCAAUCUACUCUAUCAACUUGAUGAAAUGGUUGGUGUUAUAGCAACUCAAACAUAA